AUGGAAUGUCUUAAAGGAAUGUACUAUAUAGACUAUAUUCUGUACGUGUAUAUAGAGCUUGCAAUAGAAAAGAAUCCAUUGGAUAGAAAGACAGCGCUGCACAGCUCAGAUAAAAACAUGCAAAGCAGCCAAGAAGCACCCUACCGCUCAAAUUCGCCCUACUUUGCAUCGCUAAUCUCCAGUCUAAAGUCCAAACUGGAGUCAAAAGGAUGCGAGCUGGAAGAGGAGACCGUUUUGAAAUACGUUCUGUUUUUAAUUCACAACAACAUUCUGCUGAACUUUUUUGCUCCAGACGCGAACAGAAAGUUCUACAAGGUUUUUGACUAUCUGAAAAGCAUGCCAGAAGGCAGAAACACUCCCAUAAAAAGAGUGAUUAUAUGGGGACACAAGAUACUGCUGGAGAAUACAAAGGACAGAGAGUGGGCAAGGUAUUCAUCGUUGAACACCGAAGAGUGCGAUAAAAUGAUAGCAGAAAUAAUAGAAACAUCAAACACAAAAGAUGUGCUUGCAGAAAAAGAGGUUAGACAGAAGUAUUUUGAAGAGUUCAAAGAACAGCUACUACAAGAAACUGUGCGAAUAUACGAUGGACUGGGAGUUCCCCUCCUGGCAACAAUGGGCCAGCCAAGUCCAGUUGAAGAGACUGUUGAAGAGGUUGUAAACUUCAGAGAGAUAGUGAUGGGCACGGAUAAGAUGCUGUGGAGUGGUAAAAGUGCAGCUGAAUUUGAGGAGUAUAAGCAGGCUUCUCGCAUAGACACAGAGCUGGAAAGAAGAAGAAAGAGAGACCUAGCCAGAAAAGAAUUUGCAGAAAAGUACAAAUCGAUAAAGAUUGAUUCUCUGCUCAAUUCAAACAUAAAGGGCGUAGAAGUAGAGUGGAAUGAAAGUGAAAUUGAUGAAAAAGCGGAAAAGAACAAGAGCGCUGUAUCGCACGCAGAGAGCUUGGCAGCACAAGAAAACAGAGCAUUGGACCAGUCCUUCAAAGAGAACAUUAAAAAAACAAGAAAGAAGAAGAAGAAUUGGCUGCCUGCAGAAACAGCAGUGCUGAUAAAUGCCAUAAAUGUGUAUGGAAGAGCCUGGGAUGUAGUGCUGGAAAAGUGCAACUUUGAAAACGUGACAAAAGAGCAGAUAGUAGAUAAGUACAAAAGUUUAGUGAAGAGCAACAAAAUCGCCCGGGUGCCGCCAAGGGCAUAG
Molecule: messenger RNA, 1188 nt
Organism: Nematocida minor
Lineage: Eukaryota; Fungi; Microsporidia
Exons: 1
Coding region: 1-1188 (395 amino acids)
Source: RefSeq, a predicted model, not a curated record